This is a messenger RNA of Bufo gargarizans (Asiatic toad), 3020 nucleotides long. It is a transcript of the gene PLEKHN1, whose product is annotated as pleckstrin homology domain containing N1. Gene Ontology annotation, biological process: positive regulation of apoptotic process; 3'-UTR-mediated mRNA destabilization; response to hypoxia. Gene Ontology annotation, cellular component: mitochondrial membrane; cytoskeleton. Gene Ontology annotation, molecular function: phosphatidic acid binding; phosphatidylserine binding; phosphatidylinositol phosphate binding. The record is from RefSeq and is a predicted model, not a curated record. Lineage: Eukaryota; Metazoa; Chordata; Amphibia; Anura; Bufonidae.
UGACACCCACAUUUACACCCGUGUGAGCGGAAGUGAGGAUGAGGAGGGCGCAGUCCUCUGCCCUGCGCUCAGUGUGGAUCAGGAGCGCCAGAGACUAGGAUGGGGAACCUGAGCUGUGUCCCGCAGCCGCACCGCCCGCUGAGGUACUCCUUCUCCAGGAAGAACUCCGUGCAGGGCAAAGAGCAGGAUAGCAGAACUAAGUGGACGUAUUUGUUUGGGAAUGAAAGUGGCGCCGGGAGAGUGACCCAUAAGGACAACAUUCUGCACUAUAUCCCAGGGAAGGAUAUUGGCAAUGAUCUGCAGAAGGACCAUGUGGACCAAAGAUUCCUUAGCAUCUUCCGCAAGGGCAAGAAGAAAACUAUUGUUCGAAACAUGGGGCAAAUGAUUCAUUAUUCCAAGGUCAAGUUUCGAUUCCAGAACAGCCAGGAUAUUAGUGACUGCUAUUUGGAAAUGUUCCAGUCCCACCUGUACUUCCAGUCCCGAGGUCCCGCCGGGUUGACGUAUCAGGGAUUGGUACCAUUGAAGGAGCUGAGUGUUUACAAGUUGGAACGCUCUAAGGUUCCACCAAAACCUGAGGAAGAGCAUGCUUUCCGAAUCACAGGUCCCCUGCUUAAUCCUUUAAUAGUUUAUUGCCCAACACCGCAAGAGUUGCAGAAAUGGCUUUACCACUUGGAGAAACAGAUCCAGCUCAAUGGUGGAAAUCUGGAUACUUCACCCGUGACAGAGGUGAACAAUGCAAACGUCUUGGAUAAAUCUGAGCUAAGGAAAUCUGUCCAGAGCCAACAUGUCCAGGACUGGGAGGGAACACAGAGGGAGUCUCUAGGUGCCAUCACUUGCAUUUCCAAGGUGAAACUGCAGACCCUGCCAUUCCAGGAGCUGAAUGACAGAGUGUUGGUCUUGUACCCGUCCACUCUUGUGAUACUUUCUGAGGAAGGAAAAACUCUUAGUUUUAAGGGAGAGCUCCCACUAAAAGCCAUACGGGUGAUCACAGACGACAAUGAAAAGCAGAGGAAGUCAUUCUUAUUAGAGGGAAGGUACAUCAACACCAUCCGGGUGAUCUGCCUCAAUCAGCAGGAUUUUGACGAGUGGAUCGAUCACCUAAAGAACGCUCAAGCUCAAAACCGCGACUCGUCUCUGUCCGCAUCCAGUAGUUUCUGUGGAUCACACUCCGCACAUCAUGAGCAGGUGACUGCCAGCUGUCGAAGCUCCUUUACCUCCGAUGGACGAACCAAAUCCUGGGCAUCGGGGGGGAAGCUGGGAAACUCCAAUCCACACUCCAACAGCACGACGCAGGGGUCUGACCGGCAGUCCUACACCAUACUGAACGAGCAGAACGUGCCGGAGGAUCCGCUGUCACCUGGAUAUUCACAGCCUGUUCAUUGCCUGGCAAAUCCAAACUGGCAUAGUGGAUUAAAUGGACCAAGUGAUCUUAAAAGAGGUGGAAGCGUCCGAGGGUCAAAAGGGAAGAAAAAUUUGUGCCUGCAGAUACAGUCUAUGCCGCACAGUUAUGACAUAGAAAAUACAGGAUUUGGACUUAUCCCUGAGACCCCCAGUGAAGAUGUUCUGUCUCCCCUGUACAAGGAGCCUUACUCCUACCAGAAAUCCCAUACUACUGUGACUCCGCAGGAUAUGUUAAACAGAUGGAACCUCGCGGACAGCCAGCAGACUACCUCUCAGUCCGACAAUCAAGCUUUGUCCUCCCUGUACGCCGAGCCAUACACGCCGACCGGCCAAACAAGUAGCAAUUUCAUGGAAGAGAUUCUAAGAAGUUUGAACACAAACGGCACUGAGAUCCAAGCCCCAAAUGUGAAGUCCAGUGGAUCAUUCCAUGUGAGCAACAAUGCACACCCACCAUUACAGAAGAUAUAUUCCCAUCCGGUGAAGGGGAGCCAUCAGCUUGUGAAACCCAUGUUGCAUCGGAACAGUGAACCAGAUACCUCCUUGCACUCCAGACUUGUACCAGCUGCACAGACUCCAUUUUUUAAAAGUUUAUCCUCAGUAAAGGCAGAGAUGUCCUUCUCUCAACGCAACAAAGAAGUGGAGGAGAUGUUCGACCUACCAUCCUCCAGUAGUCUGCAGACAGAGACAUUGGACCAUGAUUAUGCAGAGCUGCAGAGCUUCCAGAGCGACUUCAGUUAUGAUAAUAUUUGGGACUAUGAAGUCAAAGAGAAAGAUCUCAAUCAGUAUACACCACCUUCUUACCCUGGGCACAAUCUCCCAGGCUUUAAAGGCAAGACUGUACCUAGCCGUUGGCUGUAAAGGAGAUGCUGCUGCAAGACCCCAGAGCUGGAGCUGCAGUCCAGGCGUGGAUUUUUGUGAAGAACAUUUUGCUGCUUGGAUCACAUCCUCUGUGCCAGAACUUCUGCUUAAUGGAGGUGUUACAUUCAUUAGGCAUGGUGCCGAGUGUCCCCGUCCAUGCCUCCGGUGUCCACUGAGCUCAGAAGUGGAUUUUCUAUUAGGUUAGGAAGCUCCUCAGUUCUGUAUUAUCCAUUCUGUACACAUAGAAAUAAUAUUGCAAAGGAGAGAAGGAGGCCAUUGCAGGUGUUACUCAUUUUCACCUAGGACUUGGUUUCUUUACAUUCACUAUGCAAAUGCAUGGCCGUGUCUUUUCCAGGGUACCUCCUAUCUAGUACGAGACUCAUUAUAUGCAUUUGGCGUAUGUUCUAAAGACCGAUGGAUCCCCAGGAUUUGUGCGCCAGGUUCUAAGUGUUGAUAUGGAAACGUGAGCUGCCAAUGGGCAACAGGUUGGCCGGUUUACAUUGUAAAUUGAAGUAUAUUUAUGUAAUAUCUGGUUUAAUAUUUAGGCCACAAGGACCUUUGAUGUUUUUUAGUUUUUAUACUGGUUUCAAGGGUCAUAUUGUUCAACCUAUUUAACGUAAUGCGGUAUUUAUUAAGGAUGGUUGCACUGUUUAGACUGUAUAUAAUUUGUACGAAAAGGAAGUUUUGGGGUGUUUUUUUUUUUAGUUCUUAAAAUGUUGUACCUUUAACUUUUAAAAUAAAAAUCUCACCUCUCCAAGCGA